Messenger RNA from Prunus armeniaca (apricot), 1467 nucleotides. The record is from the annotation of a GenBank genome assembly. Lineage: Eukaryota; Viridiplantae; Streptophyta; Magnoliopsida; Rosales; Rosaceae.
AUGGUUUCCUCUCAGCUACCUGGCUUGACCAAGGCCCGCAUGUGCAAACCAAUUCAGACAAAGUUGCUUUUUCCUAUGGAUACAAUGGAUGCUGUAGUUUCAGAUCACGUGGAGCUUGAUUUUGAUGAUGUUUUUGGCCCUCUACCAGUUCAGGCCUCUGUAGAAGUGAAUUAUAGUGAUUCGGCUAAUUCUGCCGCCAUCGAAGAUGCCACUGAGCUUAUUUAUGAUAAUCCAGUGGUAAUUCAUAACCGAUCACAUUCUUUGGUUGGUCCCUCAUCGUUUGUAAGCCAAUCAUUGAAGCUCAGCAAACUGACUAUAAGUGACACGGAAGAUUCAGUGGAACUGGUAGAGUGUGUCAAUGGAGAUACCAUCAAAGAAUUUCAAGAACCUUUAAUUGAUGAUGGUGUCACUGAAAAGACUCUUGAAAAUGAUGAGGAAAUCUCCAUGAAGAUCGAGAGUGUAGGCAUUGAAGAUUUUGAGGUUUUGAAGGUUGUUGGGCAGGGUGCAUUUGCAAAAGUAUACCAGGUGAGGAAGAAGGGGACAUCAGAAAUUUAUGCAAUGAAGGUCAUGCGGAAGGACAAGAUCAUGGAGAAGAAUCAUGCUGAAUACAUGAAAGCUGAGAGGAAUAUUCUAACAAAAAUUGAUCAUCCAUUCAUUAUCCAGCUUAGAUACUCAUUUCAGACCAAAUAUAGACUUUAUCUCGUGCUAGAUUUUGUUAAUGGUGGUCACCUUUUCUUUCAGCUCUAUCACCACGGUCUAUUCAGAGAGGAGCUGGCUCGAAUAUAUGCUGCUGAGAUUGUUUCUGCGGUUUCUCACCUCCAUGCAAAUGGAAUAAUGCAUAGGGAUCUUAAACCUGAAAAUAUCCUAUUGGACACAGAUGGCCAUGCCAUGUUGACUGAUUUUGGUCUUGCGAAGCAACUUGAAGAGAAUACGAGAUCUAAUUCUAUGUGUGGAACUGUAGAAUACAUGCCACCCGAAAUAGUUCUUGGAAAGGGCCACAAUAAGGCUGCAGACUGGUGGAGUGUGGGAGUCCUAUUGUUUGAGAUGCUAACUGGAAAGCCUCCUUUUACUGGGAACAGGGAGAAAAUUCAGCAGAAGAUAGUUAAGGAAAAGAUCAAGUUGCCAUCCUUUCUGUCCAGUGAAGCACAUUCUCUGUUGAAAGGGCUCCUACAGAAGGAUGCAAGCCACCGCCUUGGUAGUGGGCCUUUGGGGUGUGAGGAAAUCAAGCGCCACAAAUGGUUUAAGCCAAUAAAUUGGAAAAGAUUAGAUGCUCGGGAAAUCCAACCAAGCUUUCGUCCUCAAGUUUCCGGGAAGCAGUGCAUUGCCAAUUUCGAUAAGUGCUGGACUGAUAUGUCAGUUGUGGAUUCUCCAGCUGCUAGCCCGAAUGCUGCUGGAAACCCCUUCACCGGCUUCAGUUAUGUUAGGCCUGCGGCCUCUUUUCUUCAGAAGAAUAUCCCCAUGUACUAG